AACAAGGAUCGAAAGUGAAAAGAAAGAAAAACCAAUAAAGAAUUUCCUGAGUUUUUACAAAUUUUGGCUAAAGAUGCUUAUAAUUGGUUUAACUGGAGGUAUUGCAACAGGUAAGAGUACCGUAUCACAGAUGUUCAAGUCUCUUGGCUGUCCUCUGAUUGAUGCAGAUGAAAUAGCAAGAGAAGUUGUCCAGCCAAACGAAAAAUCUUGGAAGAAAAUAGUCAAACACUUUGGCCAGGAAGUUCUUCAACCAUCUGGAGAGAUAGACAGAGAGAAGCUGGGAAAGAUUAUCUUUGCAGAUCCUGCCAAAAGAAAAGUUCUCAAUGAUUCUACCCAUCCAUAUAUAUAUCGCGUAAUCCUAUGGAAACUUUUGAUGUUUUUUCUGGCAGGUGAAAGAUUUGUUAUCUUAGACCUACCACUGCUCUAUGAGACUGAAGUUGUACUGAGCAUUACCAGCCAAGUCAUAGUCGUAUACUGUGAAGAAUCUACCCAAAUUGAACGUCUAAUGCAAAGAAAUAAUUUGUCAAGAGAAGAGGCCAUUCAGAGGAUUGAAUCACAAAUGCCCUUAUCUGAGAAGUGUAAAAGAGCUACCUUUCUGGUUGAUAAUUCAGGAUCUCAAGAAGAAACAAAAGCCCAGGUUUUAAGUCUUUACGAUGAAUUCAAAUCUUCUUAUUUAUACCUUCGCUUGAGAAUACCAGCUAUAAUGAUAUGUGGGGCUCUUAAUGUUCUAAUCAUAUUCUAUACUUUACGAUGGAUUGGCAUAUUAUAGAGGCCCUUUUAGGAGUAGCCAUGUCCUCUGUCAUCCGGGAUUUGUCUUGGAAGACGGAUUCACCCACCAACCUAUCAUCAAUGUGCACAAGCACAAAUCUCUAGCACAAAGCAUGAUGAGAAACCAAGUACUACACACCACACAAAUCAAUAGAUUUGUCAGAAAAAAAUUACUCUCUUGUCUGUUGGAAAACAUCUCGUUUCAUAGAAAAUGUUGAUGAAAAAUUGUCAGACGAAUUUUUAGAGGAGCUAAAAAAAGGUGUAAGUACUCGGUUUUCCAUCAUGCUUUUUGCUAGAGAUUCAUGCUCGUGUACAUUGACUAUUGUAAAUAUUAUUUAGAAUUACAUGUCAUUACUCCAAAGCCAAUGAUGCACACCCAUUCUUUAUUUUAUUUAAGCAUAAAGACAGUGAAGAAAUACUAAACUCACACCCAUUGUGCAAUGCAAUUGUAGAGAUUGACAGAACAAAAGAAAAGAAUAGGAUAAAGAUCUUAUUAAUAACAAGUAAAUGAAUAUAAUUAUUUGCACUCAUAAAUUAAUUUUAAUUUUUUUAUUUUAAAUUUUAAACACUUUUAGUACAAUUCAUUUUUUAACCAAUAAGUAUAAAUAAAUAUUGAUAAGGAUAUUAAUUUACACAAUGUCAUAUGUACAAUUGUCAAACUGUAAAAAUUAUCAUAGUUAACUUUUAAUUACUCAAACACUCUUAGAAACUAAAAUGGAAGACUACCUAGUACACACUCUUGAAAAUAAGUAAUUUCUAUCCAUGAAGGAUAAAUUUAUCUUUGUAGAUAAAAAUUAGUUUCAAUCGAAUGACAAAUUUCUGCUGUAGCUCAGCUUUUGUUGUUCUUGAUCAUUACGAAAGAGAACUAUAAAAACAAAAGCUGCUAAAGGGAAAAGACUAAGAGAGAAUUUAAAAAUUGAAAGACAAACGGAACCUCUACCAGGGUAGAGAAAAGGUUCAAAAAUGUACAAAACUAUACAAAAUUAUAGUUAAUCAAUCUUAUUGAAAGGAUUGAAAGGGUGAACCAGAGUAACCAUUUUGGACAUCUGGGAGUCCCUUUUGAAUGGCGACAGAUUUAAAGUUGAUGGAACUUGAAGUUUUCUGGAGAAGAAAAAGCUUUAAUUAGUAAAAAAUGUUAAAUAUAAGGAAAAAUAGGAAAUAUGAUAAAGGCUUUGCACUAUCACAUGAUGGCACCUAUGACAGGACGCACAACAAUAGAGCUUUUUUCACCUUUGAAACUGAAUUCUUUCUCAACAUGUAAAUCAAAUUACACCAGAUUCAAUAGCAGUUAUUAUGGAUGCAUGCAAAUGAGAUGCAAAUGAGACAACAAGCAUUGUAUUGGCUUGAUAGCUUAACUUUUAUGAUUCUUAAAAUAAAAGAAUUUCUCAUUGCAGGCUCAACUGUAAUAACAGCUAUUGCUCCUACCUCCUCUCUUGCCUGCAAUCAUGUGAUAGUUUAAAGCCUCUAUAGACCCCUUGUAUCAAUUCCAGAUUAGCUCAAUAUGGAUGACAAAACAAAUUAAUUUUAUGUUUUGUCUUGCAAAUAGAGCUGCUCUGAGAUUAGAUGCAAGUGUUCUAUAGCCCUGAGCCAUAUGUAUUAUUAUAACAUGUUAGUUACAUGUACCUGUGUGUUCUGGCAGUAGUACAUGCUCUGGGAUGUGGUUCCUUAGAGUGUGCAGGAUGAUGAGACGAAUAGAGGGAAUGACCAGUGUAUCCAGGAAUAUUACCUCUUCUGCAAUAUAAUCAUACGAUACACCACUUCAAUAUAAUUGCAGUGGAAUCCUACACCUGCAGAUGGUGCAAGCAUAUAAAGAUGCUCUAAAAUUUAGAUGUAACAAUUUAUAAUUUUGAUGCAAAAAACGUUGAUAGAUUUUUGCAACUAAUCAAGUUGUUUUAUAACAGCUGAUAGCCUCAGUUAAGAUAAAAAUAUGUUAGGACAAGUGCAUUUUCUUUAUUUUUUUACUUUUCUCCUCUAUAUUUGUGGUGUCAUUCCUGAGGCGGCUAGCUAGCUUUGAAGUAACAGUUUUCAUUCAGAAAUUACAGUCAAACCAGCUGAUGCGUUCUUAUCAUGGUUUGAAGUUUGAUUUCCAUCUCGAUUUUAAGCUUGCAGUAAUGAAACGAAUGUUGCGAAUUUGGAUUCUGGGCUUGGUUUAAAAGUUCAUUUAGUUCCUCACAGAUUCGUGCAAAGCUAAGAUUAUUUCAACAACUGUAUACUUAUUUGUUUGGUGUGCAGUUUUGUUCAAAAAAUCCUAUCACAAUGAACAUUUUGAUAUUUUGAGGCAAAACGUAUAUUGCACUCAUUUUCUGUCAUUUUUUUACCAAAAAAAAAUAAAAUAGCAUCUCUAUAUAUUGGCAACCUUGAGCAUAUUAUUUGUACUUACUUAGAAGUGUCAGUAUAUCUUGGUUUGUGAUUCCUUACUAAUGUUAUAGCACCAAAGUCAAAAUUAGGAUGAUCUCUUUCAUGAAUCCCUGAGGUAGAUCCGCUAAACAGAUAAAGUUGGUAUCUUGAAUAUA
Molecule: messenger RNA, 3281 nt
Organism: Actinia tenebrosa (Australian red waratah sea anemone)
Lineage: Eukaryota; Metazoa; Cnidaria; Anthozoa; Actiniaria; Actiniidae
Product: dephospho-CoA kinase domain-containing protein
Biological process (GO): coenzyme A biosynthetic process
Molecular function (GO): dephospho-CoA kinase activity; ATP binding
Source: RefSeq, a predicted model, not a curated record